GUAAUCCUUCCGUGCGUGCUUUCCGGGACAUUGUAGUACAAAGACAGCUUAGGUUUCCUAUCCAACAGAGACAAGCACAUUCCUUUGGCUGCAAUCAACAAUUCGUAUUAUCAAACCAUGAACGGCAAGUCCAGCACGGACGAUGAGCACGUUGUGUUUGUACCCGAUGCAUCGCACUUGGACCGCUACUUGCCGCAAGUAAAUUCGUUUGGAACCAUUCGACCUUUUCGAGGAGACGAUAUGCCGCGCGUUUUGGAUUUUGAAAGCGCCGAAGAAAGUCCCGCCGAUGGCCCCCUGAUGUUCGCGGAAGAUGAAGAUACCGACGGAUUGAUGUUUCCAAUGUACCACUUUUGUCUGCGAGGCGCCUUUUUAUUUUAUUUUAAUGUGGAUGACGUCGAUACAGAAUCGGGGCCGUAUGUGUCCUACUUGAAUCCACCGCUGGGAGUCCUUCCUCUAGACAAUGUAUCGAUUGAAUUUCCUCCCGGAGGUCGGCGGAUCUUUCGAGAGCACGCGCAUUCCGACGCUCGCAAAGGAUACGAGCUCGCCGUGUUGCACACACCUGAAACAAAGACUAACACGGAGCAUACGGAAGAUUUGGAAGCUCGGCCUCCGGCCUUUCUGGUUGCGCAGAGUUUGGGCGCUCGUGAGCGUUGGGCUGCAGCCUUGCGCGAUCGCGCCCAACGAAAUCAACCAACGCUUUUGCGGGCUGGCUACAGUAAAACGACCCAAUCCCAAGCAAUUGGCAACGCAAUGUCUGUUUCGGCUUUGCAGUCGGCAUCCGAAAAUCCGGACCCUUCGAUCAGAGAUUCUGAUGAGGAUGACAAUGUUCCAUCGCGUCCGGUCAAGUUAUUCUCCGCGAGCCCCUCUAACGCCACGGAGAUGAAGGCUCAUCGUACAUCUUCCGGAGGAAAGAGACGCGAAAAGAAUUCGAUUCGUCAGCAAGUCUUGGACGCUUCAGACGACAAGGAUCUAGCGAAUGCGGUUGUGGAAUUUGGUAUGGCUGGCUUUAACGAGAAGCGCUGGAUGGAUAACUUUUUCGAACGCAACAAUGAUUAUGACGCUCCCACGAAAUGUCGUCAGAUGGAACAAUGGCAAAUGGACAUGAAAAAGUCACUGAAAGGUGCAGUCCUGGAGCAGUACGAUUAUUUCGUGCAAGCUUCGGGGGAAAUGACGACAAUGGGAAAGGAAGUGGCGCAGCUCAAGGCGUGGAUAGAAACACAAGUAGACGCAUUCAAGGAAAUGAAGGACAUCGAUUUUGUCAGCGCUCUGAAAGACAUCGGCAAGGAGGAAUCAACAAAAAAUGAGCUGGGGAUGGAUGGGCUGUACGUGUCGGUAGAGGGCAAAUUUGACGAGCGAAGUACAAGCGAGACAUCUUCGAUCACAGGUAGUCGCCGAAAUAAGGAGGCAGCUGAAGGAGAUGACGAAGACGCUCCGGUAAUCGAUGUUCCAGACUGGCUAAAUGACGUUGACGAAGAGAUCACCGCUUUAAUUCGGGAGUGCCGGUACAAUGAUGCAAUUGAAAUGUACAUCAAGGCCAAGAACGAAGUCACCGACCUUCUUGAUAAACACGAACGUCCUACAGCUUAUCGUCUUCGUAAAGCUCAGCUGGAAAUCUUGGAGAAUUUACAGGAACGUUUAAAAAUAUUGCGACAACGGGUAUGCAACCGUCUAGAGGAAAUAUUAAGACGGAAGAAUGAGGCUUUACGGCAAUCGAGCAAACGUGAACGAGCCGACGUGCAUUCCCCGGUGUCUACCAUUGUUUCUCCGUGUGCUCUUAACGAUGACGUAUUGUAUCUUCAGAUGUUGGUGAAAAUUGGAAAUUCACAGCAAGCAGCUGAAGCUCACACAACCCGCCGGAGCCUAUUACUCUUGGACACGCUGCAUGAGAACCCUAUUUCCGGUGCCGGUGCUGUUGACCUGGUUAUCUAUUCUGCACAAUUGAGCCAGUCUUUCUUUUCUUGCCUGGCAAGCUCCGUUGAGGGAUUUCUGGAUUUGUUCAUGAGUCCCGCCUCACACCAGCAGAUGGAUCGUGCGGAGGAAGCGAGUUUGGGCGAAGGAUCAUUCCAAUCACACGGGGCCAACAAAACAGUCCCAUCCGGUGCGAUGGCGUCAGUGGUCUUGUGGUGUGAUAGCGAGUUGACAAAGUUCGCGAGUGCCUUUGGUGGCUCCCGCAUUCUAUCUAACUUGGCCUUAAGUCCACCGCCCUUGGAGGAACAUCCCCGGGGCCCUCGUGUUGUCGGACAAAAUUUGGAGGAAGAGGCACGAUUGCACGGAAGCAAGGACCGUAAGAACGCAAUUCAAGUCGCCGCACAAUGCAUCGACCAAGCGUUCCUGUACGCGACGCAGAAUUUGGAUUCCGUGGGACUACCCUUAGCCCCGCGAUUGUCUGAGUGCAUUCGUGUUCGACUCAAAGGAUGUGAAGCGGAAGUGGCUGAUUUGUUGGACGAGCGGUGGCAGCAUUUGAUCGUGGAUUGGAGAUUAGGACCCCUCGACGACCAUAUUAGGAUGUAAUGUGCAUCCGUGAACAAGUUUUUGUGUUGGACUUUCUUUGUCUUUGCCUGUGUCCGUCACCAUGUAGCGAAACUAACCGAUUUACCCGCUACUAUACACUAAUCACUUACGGUGCUUGUAAAAGGAGAAAACCUCUCAAAGGCUGGAACUCUGCUUUGACACCUUACCCACGAAACAGAGCAAUAUUGUGCGCUUUACAGUUAGUGUUGGUGGGCAUCUUAUCUAACAGUCUCACUGCUAGUAGCUGCAGUAGUCGGAUUCUUCCCCUGGCCGACUUUUACCCGGAAGAGCUCUACUAGAUAAGUUCAUGGUCAAGAUCUUCGUUAGGAACCAUCUGCAUAUCUCCAAGAACAGUAUCCGCAGCUUCACUCCGGGCUUGCAUCAUAUCUUCGUUCCGGCGGCGACGCCACGAACGAACGAGACGCAUGGUCAUACAAAUUGCCAAAGCGAAGACGACCAAAAAAAUCAAGAACGAAAGUGCCGUCGCACCAUUGUUGUCGUCGGUAGCAGCAGCCGGAGCCAGGGGAGCGGACGCAGGAACAUCCGUGGGGGCUUCGCUAGGAGAAUCGUUUUGGCCGUCUUGUAGACCGCGGAACAGGGGAUCGUCCAUGUCUGUUGUUUGCUUGAAAGCGACAAGCUGUUACCCAGAUGCACUUUUGUUGACUUUGCUUAUGACCAACAGCAGUUGUACUGCAAGGUACUUUCACAACAAACCGUCACGUUUCUCAAUUUGU
Phaeodactylum tricornutum CCAP 1055/1 is the source of this 3245-nucleotide messenger RNA. RefSeq lists its product with no specific name. Lineage: Eukaryota; Bacillariophyta; Bacillariophyceae; Surirellales; Neidiaceae. Gene Ontology annotation, biological process: Golgi to plasma membrane transport; exocytosis; intracellular protein localization. Bases 118 to 2511 code for a protein of 797 amino acids. The record is from RefSeq and is a predicted model, not a curated record. Gene Ontology annotation, cellular component: exocyst. The transcript has a single exon.